GGCGGAGAUAAGAUCACAUCUCAUUGACUCCAAGAUCAACAAGUUCAAAAUACGAUACGUUCAGUGGCGCCCAUAUCGGCCAUCAAGAUUGUACAGUGACCAAACACGACUCGGACCAACUUUCUUUUCUGGACAGAAAAUUCAAAACACAUCAGGCAAAAUGUCGUCAGAAAACCUAUUCCCCAGGCCGCCAUACGACGCCCAACUGGUCCCGGCCUUGGACCGCAUGACGGCUUACCCGCGAGCAAGGGAUGGCAUAGUCCACGGGCGACAACUACGAGCGACCGCAAUGGCACCUAUGCAAGCAGCGAUACGAAAUGACGAAGACCUAGUAGUAGAGGACCGCAAAAUUGCCGGGCCCGACGGAGAGAUCCCCAUAGUCAUCUUACAGUCCCGGAACCCAAAGACGGCAAGCGGCCAACAUCCCGGCAUCGUAUUCUAUCACGGCGGCGGCAUGGUACUCGGCGACGCCUUUCUUGGUAUUCAGCCGUUCGCGCGCAUGGCAAAGGACUUUGACGCCGUUGUCGUCAGCAUAGAGUACCGCCUGGCACCAGAGCACCCGGCACCCGCGCCGCAGGACGACUGCUACGCGGGUCUCCUCUGGACGAGCGAGCACGCGCAGGAGCUGGGCAUCGACCCCGCGCGCCUCAUGAUCGCAGGCGUCUCGGCGGGCGGCGGUCUCGCGGCUGGAGCGGCACUGAGGGCGAGAGACACGAGCGGGCCGAAGCUCUGCGCGCAGCUGCUCGUAUAUCCCAUGCUCGAUGACAGGGACACGGGCAUGUCCAAGAAGCAGUUCAGGGACGACAAAUGCUUUGACGCGCUGGAUAACAACGCUGCAUGGGGCUGCGUCUUGGGUGAGAAGGCAGGCGUGGAGGGCGCGGAUGUGAGUCCCUAUGUCGCGCCGGGCAGGGCAACGGACCUCUCCGGACUGCCGCCGGCGUACAUCGACGUCGGGACUGCGGAGCCGUUCAGGGAUGAGAACGUGGCGUAUGCUACGAAGCUAUGGGAUAGCGGUGUGCAGGCGGAUCUGCAUGUCUGGAGUGGUGGAUUUCACGGGUUCGACUUGCUGGGUCUUGCUGUAGGAUCAGAUGUCGCCAAGGCUGCUCUCGAGACGAGAAUGGGAUGGGCCAGGAGAAUAUUUGGCGCGCACUAGAUGUUUGAUACUAGGUCACGAUCAGGUAGGAUAACCAUAAAGGAAGAAUUGCAUGAGGUCAGUAUGCUCGUUGUUCACCCAUCGGUUGCCAAGCCUCUUGACUGCGUGUCGUCCCAAACUUGAGCCGCCUCCUGUCUGCAAACCGCUCAAUCCAGGGGAAACUCCUUAUCCCAUCCGGACCACCGGUUGACUUCAAGGAGGCAGAGAAAGAACACCAUCUGCGAAUGCUUGCUUCGCUGGUGAAACGGAUAACAAGAGCCCGUUAUCAAGAAAGCUGAAAGAGCUUGCAGAAACGCAGCUACAACUUCACAAUGAACUCGACUCAGCCACCUAUCUGAUGGCCACUGAAACAGUCUGACCUUAUUUCGGAUACGGAAAUCGUGCUGC
Messenger RNA from Colletotrichum acutatum, 1540 nucleotides. Its product is annotated as alpha/beta hydrolase fold-domain-containing protein. The record is from RefSeq and is a predicted model, not a curated record. Bases 161 to 1153 code for a protein of 330 amino acids. Gene Ontology annotation, molecular function: lipase activity. Lineage: Eukaryota; Fungi; Ascomycota; Sordariomycetes; Glomerellales; Glomerellaceae. The transcript has a single exon.